This is a messenger RNA of Drosophila takahashii, 901 nucleotides long. RefSeq lists its product as uncharacterized. Lineage: Eukaryota; Metazoa; Arthropoda; Insecta; Diptera; Drosophilidae. Gene Ontology annotation, biological process: proteolysis. Gene Ontology annotation, molecular function: serine-type endopeptidase activity. The record is from RefSeq and is a predicted model, not a curated record.
GGGAAUUCUUGAAAAUCCCUGGAUGGCCCUUAUUAAAACGCCAAAAGAGUUUAUUUGUGGAGGAACGCUUAUUAGUCAUCAAUUCGUCUUGACGGCUGCGCACUGUCUGUACGAUCCGUAUUCCCCUACUAUAAAACACACUAAUCUCAUUGCUCGUUUGGGAGAGUAUAACCGAUCAACGGAGCACGAAUCCUUGCAUCCCUAUGAAGACUUCAAUGUGUUAAAAGCCUACGAACGCAAGGGUUUUCAAAUGGAAUCCUUUAUGAAUGAUAUAGCUUUGCUAAAACUUCAAAGAAGUGUUAUUUACAAAACCCAAAUUCGACCGAUAUGCAUUCAGUUGGAUAAACGUUCGAAAUCUAACUCGGACGGCAUUCAGAAAUUCACUGUAGUCGGCUGGGGAAAAACCGAGACCGGAAAUGUAAGUGAUGUACUUCGAACGGCUGAGGUCUACAGAAUGGAUAAAGAGCAUUGUAAUAGAACAUUGUGGAAGCCUUUGAGUAGCACACAGAUCUGUGCUGGGACACACAAUUUUGUAGACACUUGUCAGGGAGACUCCGGCGGGCCCUUGUACUCCAAUGUUCCAGACGGAGGCCUAGGGCGUCAAACUCAAUUCGGAAUCACUAGCUAUGGAGCUGACCAGUGUGGCGGAGUGGGUGUAUACACCGAUGUAAUGAGCCACGUUGACUUUAUAGAGGAAACUGUCAUGGAAUCCGAUAUAACUGUCCUACUUCCGAAAAUGGACUUGCUAGAUGAAGGCUGUUUGGAUAACCCAAAAUUAAGUAGCAGGGCAAAAUCGGGUCCCGACACUUUUCCUUGGCUAGCCCAGGUUUUUAUGGAUUCCUUUCUGAUUUCCUAUGGAGCACUUAUAUCGAACAGUUCGUAUUUGCAUUUAUGUACUUGA